CGUCAUGACGUCAUACGGAAGUCAUGCGGCCAAGAUGGCAGCGUCCUUGACACUCAUGCUGAGAGUGUUGUCAACUGUCUAACAUGGACAACAGUGGCAAAUGUAAGUGCUGUUCAGCUAACAAGAGAAGAUUUUGAGAGCGCAGGAUGGAGAGACGAGAGUUCGUCGCGUCACUUGUGGCAGGCGGCUGUGCGGGGAUGUGUGUGGAUCUGACCCUCUUCCCCCUGGACACCGUGAAGACGAGACUGCAGAGUCCGCAGGGCUUCUACAAGGCAGGGGGCUUCAGGGGCAUCUACGCUGGAGUCCCAUCUGCUGCUGUCGGCUCCUUCCCCAACGCCGCUGCUUUCUUUGUCACCUACGAAUACACAAAGUCCCUGCUCGGCGCCGGCGGACCGCUAGCAGCGGUGCACGCCGCACCUGUCGCUCACAUGCUGGCCGCCUCCCUGGGAGAAAUAGUGGCGUGUCUGAUCCGGGUUCCCACCGAGGUGAUCAAACAGAGGACCCAGGCUUCCCCCUCAUCCACCACUUACCACACGCUGCUGGCUACACUCAGGGAAGAGGGUGUCCGAGGCUUGUACAGAGGAUACGGCAGCACGGUGCUCCGAGAGAUCCCGUUCUCUCUGGUGCAGUUUCCACUUUGGGAAUAUUUAAAGACUCUGUGGUCGCGGAGGCAAGGUCACACGCUCUACUCUUGGCAGGCUGCAGUGUGCGGAGCUUUUGCAGGUGCAGUAGCGGCAGUUGUUACCACUCCUCUUGACGUGGCGAAGACCAGGAUCAUGCUCGCAAAGGUAUACAAACACACCGAGCGCACACCUCCUCCUCUGGCAGCCACUUUUAAACACUGCUGUCAGGUGACGCCUCCCAGGCAGAGCGAGCCGAUCGGGCCUGAGCGCAUUUCAACGGUGUCCGCGCACGGGACAAAGCAGGCGGAGGUAGCGCGGGGACAGCAUCUGUUCGCGGGCAGCGUACCGAGGACGGCCUUCAUCAGCGUGGGAGGUUUCAUCUUCCUGGGAGCCUACGAGAAGGUCCGCGGCUCUUUGCUGUAGAAGCUCGCCCCCCGUGGUGUGGUCCAACAGCAGAGGGUCGGGUGGGGGGGGAGGAAGCAGCUGUGGAGGCAGCAGCCUUGUUCCCCGAGCGUUUCCCAGGGUGCCGCAUUCCUACUCAUCGGGGCGCCGAGGGAAACCGGCCGGGCUCAAGCACUUCUGUGGCUGAUAAAUGGAGCCACGCCCUCGCAAGAGAUGAGCCAUCUUUACUGUUAAACGUGUGUGUGUGUGUAAAGUGAUGAGCUGGGCCAUUAAAGAAUGUCUCUUUUUAUCCUUUGA
This is a messenger RNA of Gasterosteus aculeatus aculeatus (three-spined stickleback), 1322 nucleotides long. The record is from RefSeq and is a predicted model, not a curated record. NCBI's taxonomy places the organism in Eukaryota, Metazoa, Chordata, Actinopteri, Perciformes, Gasterosteidae.